Setaria italica (foxtail millet) is the source of this 1573-nucleotide messenger RNA. Its product is annotated as anthocyanidin 5,3-O-glucosyltransferase. The coding region runs from base 24 to 1460 and encodes 478 amino acids. The transcript has a single exon. NCBI's taxonomy places the organism in Eukaryota, Viridiplantae, Streptophyta, Magnoliopsida, Poales, Poaceae. The record is from RefSeq and is a predicted model, not a curated record. Gene Ontology annotation, molecular function: UDP-glycosyltransferase activity.
GCUCAACACCAGCGCGCGCACCCAUGGAGAAGAAGACGCUCGUGCUAUACCCUUCGCUGGGAGUGGGCCACCUCACCCCCAUGGUGGAACUAGCCAAGGCCCUCCUGCGCCACGGCCUCGCCGUGCUCAUCGCCGUCGUCGACCCGCCCGACGCCGAUGCCGUGUCGGCCGCCGCGGUGGCGCGCCUCGCGACCGCCAACCCGGCCAUCGCGUUCCGCCUCCUGCCGGCGCCGGCCAGCCCCGACGCCGGGGCGCACCCGGUGAGGCGCAGCCUCGACACGCUCCGCCUCGCCAACCCGGCGCUCCGGGACCUCCUGCGCUCGCUGCCCCUCGGCGGCGCCGACGCGCUGCUGCUCGACAUGUUCUGCGUCGACGCGCUCGACGUCGCGGCCGAGCUCGGCGUCCCCGCCUACUUCUUCUUCCCCUCCGCGGCCAGUAACCUCGCCGUCUUCCUCAACCUGCCAUACUUUUACCCCAACGUGCCGCCGUUCAGGGAGAUGGACAGGAACACACCCGUGCACUGCUGCCCCGGCAUGCCGCCGAUCCGCGCGGUGGACAUGCUCCAGACGGUGCAGGACAAGGAGAGCGAAGCGGCCAAGGUCCGUCUCUACCAGUUCAAGCGCAUGGCGGAGGGCACGGGCGUGCUGGUCAACACCUUCGAUUGGCUGGAGCCCAGGGCCCUGAAAGCCCUCGUAGACGGCGUCUGCGUUCCCGGCAGGCCGACGCCGAGAGUCUACUGCAUCGGGCCUCUGGUCAACGCCGGCAACAAACAGGGAGGGAGCUACGGUGGCGGCGGCGAGAGGCACGAAUGCCUCGCGUGGCUCGAUGCGCAGCCCAAGGGGAGCGUCGUGUUCCUCUGCUUCGGCAGCAUGGGCGCCUUCUCGGCCGCGCAGCUGCAGGAGAUCGCCCGCGGGUUAGAGAGAUCCGGCCACCGGUUCUUGUGGGCGGUGAGGAGCCCGCGGGAGGAGCAGAGCCGGUUCCCUGAGCCGGACUUGGAGCGGCUGCUUCCGGCGGGGUUCUUGGAGAGGACGAGGAACAGGGGCAUGGUGGUGAAGAACUGGGCGCCACAGUCAGAGGUGGUGCAGCACGAGGCAGUCGCUGCCUUCGUGACACACUGCGGGUGGAACUCCACGCUGGAGGCGAUGAUGGCAGGGUUACCGAUGAUAUGCUGGCCGCUGUACGCGGAGCAGAGUAUGAACAAGGUGUUCUUGGUUGAGGAGAUGAAGAUCGCGGUCGAGAUGGAAGGAUACGAGGAGUUCGUCAAGGCCGAGGAGGUGGAAGCGAAGGUGAGGCUUGUGAUGGACACGGAGGAAGGGAAGAUGCCGAGGGAGCGGCUCGCGGUCACCAAGGACGGGGCCUUGGAGGCUAUCAAGGAAGGCGGGUCUUCUGAAGUGGCAUUCGCAAAGUUUUUGAGAGACCUGGGGCAGACUAGCAGCUCUGAAAAUGGCGAAUGCUACUGAUCAAGUGGUAUGAUAGAUGAACACCGAAAUUGACAGUAUCAGUUAGCCAUCACUGAGUAUUCAGAUUUAAAAAUUCUACCAUCAACAUAAAUAAAUGGAUUUUUUUCCCGUCA